Odontomachus brunneus is the source of this 1035-nucleotide messenger RNA. RefSeq lists its product as uncharacterized. Lineage: Eukaryota; Metazoa; Arthropoda; Insecta; Hymenoptera; Formicidae. The record is from RefSeq and is a predicted model, not a curated record. The transcript has 2 exons. Bases 178 to 513 code for a protein of 111 amino acids.
GCGAGCGAGCCGGUGAUGGGGGAUGCCUUUCGCGAGGCCUUUCGCGAUGCCACACACGCGCGUGUGGAACGAGGUAUCGAACAUGUCGAUACCGGAUAUGUUGGUGCCUCCCUUUGAGCGAAUCGGCGGUGCAAACGUGUUUUCCGCGGACCCCGAGCGAGAGGCGGACAGAAUGACAUGGACUUUUUCACUGAGAAAAGAAUAGUAUUCGCGACUGUAAUUGCAAGACGUUGCGCCGAGGAGAAGUCCGUGAAAGCGAUUCGUCGUUUAUGUGUCGCUACGAAGCAAUGUCACAAUUGCAAUUUAUCUUUAUUCCGCUUACUCGAGAGAUCUUUGGGAAGCUUUUUGCGGAUCGUCGGUAUUACACGACAACAUGGUGGAGGAUUAAAGUUUGAGGGCCGUUGUGUUCCGGGCGACGUUCCAACGGAUGUGCCCGCGCGGAAUGCACGAUGCAGCGCGCGGCUGCAUAAAAGUGGCGAAGGCGAGACGCGUGCGAGCGCUAUUAUUACGUAAAUAUUUACCGACUCCCGGUGUUCCCAGCAGCGACAUGAAUUUAUGCGAUAUCGCGUAACGCACCAUUCCCUUUAAUCCCGAAGCGGUCGACCGCGAGAACUCGCGUCGCCUACAACGUUUGUAAUUCAAUUUCGAUCUGUACACACUGAUCAGCGGAAAUCGAUUGAUUCCCGUCGUCCUGGCCACCACCGCCACAUAUGCCAGGUAAACGUGGUGAUCGCGGCAAUACCGGAUCUUGAAUGUCGCGGAUGCAAAGGUCGUCGAACGCGCGCGAUUCCGCCGAUGCAAUGUCAUUUGUGAUUCAUUGCAAUUUUGAGCGCUCAGAUUUCAUGAUCACCACGACGUGAGACAAUCGGCGAUGAGAGCUCCACAAUUGUUUAAACCCAAUUUAUGAAGAGAUAAUAUACUGUACUGAAUUAAUUAUUCAAUUUGCAAUAACGUUAAAAAUUCUUGGAGCAAGAAUUACGUUGAAAUUGUGUCUCUUUCUUUCAAGGCUUUUUGUAAAGCUGGAUUUUACUAACA